AUGUACGUUAAAGAAGUUACCGAAGAAAUCCCUACCACGAGUAUUUUAAGGCUAUUCCCUUUCAACGAUGAAAGCAAAGCGCAUCAAGAUGUAAAAGUACCUCGAGAGAGUGUCUACGAUGCAGAGAUGUAUAGAAUCCUGCAUAAUUGGCUUGUAAAAGUACAUAAUUUUGAAGUGACUGGCCAAUGUCACUUGGAACAGGUUUGCGAUGGUGAGUAUGAUCAUCUUUAUUGCGAUCUUGCAAUUACUAAAAUAAUUAACUAUUUUUUGUCUAAGUUAGACGAUGUCAUCCAAACUUGUCGCGAUUUUGGAACUUUUGGCAACGGCAUCCUCAAUAAACUUAAAUAA
Messenger RNA from Racocetra fulgida, 348 nucleotides. NCBI's taxonomy places the organism in Eukaryota, Fungi, Glomeromycota, Glomeromycetes, Diversisporales, Gigasporaceae. The record is from the annotation of a GenBank genome assembly.